Rhinichthys klamathensis goyatoka is the source of this 1268-nucleotide messenger RNA. RefSeq names its product aquaporin 1a (Colton blood group), tandem duplicate 1 (gene aqp1a.1). Gene Ontology annotation, molecular function: glycerol transmembrane transporter activity; water channel activity; carbon dioxide transmembrane transporter activity. Lineage: Eukaryota; Metazoa; Chordata; Actinopteri; Cypriniformes; Leuciscidae. The record is from RefSeq and is a predicted model, not a curated record. The coding region runs from base 79 to 861 and encodes 260 amino acids. The transcript is spliced from 4 exons. Gene Ontology annotation, cellular component: membrane. Gene Ontology annotation, biological process: renal water transport; hyperosmotic response; carbon dioxide transmembrane transport.
CUUUUGGCAGAGAAACGUACUUAGUGCCCACAGAAACCCUCUCCCUCACACAGCUGAGAGUGCCCAGAGCUGCCAGUCAUGAAGGAGCUGAAGAGCAAGGCGUUCUGGAGGGCUGUUUUGGCUGAGCUGGUCGGCAUGACCCUCUUCAUCUUCCUGAGCAUUACAGCUGCAGUUGGAAACACCAACAAUGACAAACCAGACCAGGAGGUCAAGGUGGCACUUGCAUUCGGGUUGGCCAUUGCCACUCUUGCCCAAAGCCUGGGUCACAUCAGUGGAGCUCACCUGAAUCCAGCUGUGACGCUGGGCUUGCUGGCCAGCUGUCAGAUCAGCUUGCUGAAGGCUGUGAUGUAUAUCGUGGCCCAGAUGUUCGGUGCAGCGUUGGCGAGUGGCAUCGUGUAUGGCGUCACGAAAGGGGACACCCUGGGGCUGAACACGAUCAACAGCGACAUCUCUGCAGGUCAAGGUGUUGGUAUUGAACUCUUCGCUACCUUCCAGCUAGUGUUGUGUGUCUUAGCAACCACAGACAAAAGAAGGCGGGACGUGUCAGGCUCCGCCCCUCUGGCCAUCGGCCUCAGCGUUUGCCUGGGACAUUUGACAGCCAUCAGUUUCACGGGAUGUGGAAUCAAUCCAGCUCGAUCCUUUGGUCCGGCAGUAAUUCUGAGAGAUUUUACCAACCACUGGGUGUACUGGGUAGGCCCUAUGUGUGGCGGUGUGGCAGCCGCGCUGGUCUAUGACUUUCUGCUCUUCCCUAAACUGGACGACUUCCCUGAGCGCGUGCGAGUGCUGGUCUCCGGCCCAAACACAGACUAUGAGGUCAACGGUACCGACGACCCCCCUGCUGUAGAGAUGUCUUCAAAGUGAUACGAGACUCGGCAUAUUUAGUGAAUGAUAUUCUAAACCACUAAAUAUCUGUAAAUAUAUCCUUUUUUUCCCCUACAGGGAAAUAGCAUUCAUUUCAAAUUUACUAUAUGACAGUGUGGAGUUGUAAAUGUCAAACCAUUUAUGUAGUUGCUCAAAAGGACAGUUAGCAUUUUGUAUUGACUGAUUCGAGUUUUGUAUUAAUGUUUUUACUCUUAUUUAGUGAAACAGUAUGUACCUCAGGAAAAUUAUACAGUUUUUCACUUUUUUUUUUUUUUUAUUUCACAUAUAAGCUUCCAAAAUUUAGAUUCACUUUUUGUGAACUUUUUUUCCACAUUGUAUUGUAUUAUGUGUACACUAUGAUGAUGUUUUUUGUAAUUAAACUUCAGGAUGUUUAAUCUAAAAUAGAA